CUGAAAGAAGUUGCAACUGGGGGUAGGAAAGGACGAUAUAAACGUCCUGUGUCUGCUGUCUGACACAUAUGGACCAUCAUCACAAACCUCAAGCGAGUUCCAUUACAACUUUACAUCAUUCUCUAAACUCUCGAUGAACACCCCCAAAGUAAACAUACUCCACGCUCCAGGACAAGCGGCCCAACUAAGCCGUGCCCUGAUAUCGACCUGCCACACCCGGCCUCUCCUGUUUGGGGGCCUUCGAGUGGCCACUUCCUUGCAUCCAACACAGACAAACCUCUCUUCCCCAUCACCUCGUAAUUUCUCGACAACUAGCGUCACUCGACUGAAGGAUUUCUUCCCGGCCAAAGAGACCGCCUAUAUCCGGCAGACACCACCCGCGUGGCCUCAUCAUGGAUGGACAGAGGAAGAGAUGACCUCGGUUGUUCCCGAGCACCGGAAACCCGAGACUGUGGGCGAUUGGCUCGCAUGGAAACUCGUACGAAUCUGUCGAUGGGCCACGGAUAUAGCGACGGGCAUACGUCCAGAGCAGCAAGUUGAUAAACACCACCCGACGACCGCCACCAGUGCGGAUAAACCUCUGACCGAAGCCCAAUGGCUCGUCCGCUUCAUCUUCCUCGAAUCCAUCGCCGGCGUUCCCGGCAUGGUAGCCGGCAUGCUCCGCCACCUGCACUCCCUCCGCCGGCUCAAACGAGACAACGGCUGGAUCGAGACUUUACUCGAAGAGUCGUACAACGAGCGCAUGCACCUCCUCACCUUCAUGAAGAUGUGCGAACCCGGCCUCCUCAUGAAGACGCUCAUCUUGGGAGCGCAGGGCGUCUUCUUCAACGCCAUGUUUCUCAGCUACCUGAUCUCCCCCAAAAUCACCCACCGGUUUGUCGGUUACCUCGAGGAGGAGGCCGUACAUACCUAUACGCGGUGCAUCAGGGAGAUUGAGGAAGGUCACUUGCCAAAGUGGAGCGAUGAAAAGUUUGAGAUCCCGGAGAUGGCGGUGAGGUACUGGCGCAUGCCGGAGGGAAAGCGGACGAUGAAGGACUUGAUUCAUUAUAUUCGCGCGGACGAGGCAGUGCAUAGGGGCGUUAAUCAUACACUGAGCAAUUUGGACCAGAAGGAGGAUCCGAAUCCGUUUGUGAGCGACUAUAAGGAGGGCGAGGGCGGGAGGAGACCGGUCAAUCCGGCGUUGAAGCCGACGGGAUUUGAAAGGGCGGAGGUCAUCGGUUGAUCUUGGGCGGAAGGUCUUGACAGAUGGUUGUGGUUUGGGUUCAUGAAGCCAGGCGUUUUUGGACCAAGUUGUAUUAUGCGUGUUACACUAGAUACCCCCCACUCUCUUUGCUGUUUCUGGCGUUUUGGUAAAAAGACACUGGGUUCUUCUCUCUGUGCAGCAGUUCACUGUUUCAAAGUGUGUACUUGUUUCGGAUCUUCACUCCGAAGGUCGUUGAUCUCUCAAUGAUCAACUAUAUCUAGCAAUAACAAAC
This is a messenger RNA of Neurospora hispaniola, 1475 nucleotides long. Its product is annotated as mitochondrial alternative oxidase. The coding region runs from base 134 to 1222 and encodes 362 amino acids. NCBI's taxonomy places the organism in Eukaryota, Fungi, Ascomycota, Sordariomycetes, Sordariales, Sordariaceae. The record is from RefSeq and is a predicted model, not a curated record. Gene Ontology annotation, biological process: alternative respiration. Gene Ontology annotation, molecular function: alternative oxidase activity. The transcript is spliced from 3 exons. Gene Ontology annotation, cellular component: mitochondrion.